AUACUGCUACCCAUUUCCCUACCCUAAUAUUUCCAAUUCAUACAUAACAAAAAAAAUAUGUUGAUUAUUUUACAAAAACAUUUUGUAUUUGCUUCUUAUUCAAAUUAUUUAGGUGCAUCACGUGGUUUUGCAUUCGUCGAGUUUAAUACGACUAAAGAAGCUGCACUCUGGAUGGAAUAUACUCAGGGUAUCCUGCAACUGAACGAAACAUGUCGUGCUACCUUGCAAUAUAGUCUAUCAAAGGAUUGGCAUUGUGGCAUGUGUGGUCUAUUCAAUUUUAAGCGACGUGGAAAUUGCUUCCGAUGUCAUGCUUCACGUGACGAGGGCGAACAAUCCGGCUCUGUCGACGAUGAUGAUAUGUCGCUUAGUCAUAAUUCCAAAGAUGGCAAUUCAAAACGCAGCGAAUGGUAUUGUGGCAAGUGUUACGUUUUUAACUUUAGACGACGCGACAGUUGUUUCAAAUGCCUUGCCUCGCGUGGCGACAGUUCAUACGGCGAAGGCAGCGAUGAAAUAAGCAACAUUCUUACCAAAAAGAUUAUGUUACGCAAUUUGGAUGUGCUGACCAAUGAGGAGGGCGUUUUAACAGCAAUUACAAAACAUGCACCCGAUCUGGCCAAGAAGAUUACCAAGGUUCUGGUGUCGCGGGAUGCCCUAACACAAACAUCACGCGGUAUAUGCUAUUUGAAUUUCGAUACACUGGUGGAUUCAAUGAAUAUGCAUAAUUUAUUGAGCACCCUGGAACCGCCUCUCACAAUUGAUGAGAAAGAGGUCCUUGUCACCUAUUGUGUGGAUCAUGAAAAUCGUCAAAUUGUACCGAAAAAGAAAAAAGACUCAUCGGACGUCGGUUCGGGUUCGAAAUCUGGUCAAACUUCCUCAUCAUCCGCUAUUGGACCAAUGACAGCUGCUGAAAGUAGUGCUGCUGCUGCCUCAAUGUCAUCGGUGGCAGGUCAAUAUACCCUGGAUGAUGUGCCGCGUUUAGCUGAAUACAGUGCUUCCCUUUAUGCCACAACACCAGCCGAACAUGCUCAAUAUUUACAAUAUUAUACGGAAUAUUAUAUAUCGGAAAUUAGCAGUGGUUGUUAUACAAAUUUGCCCACCGAUAGUCAGGUGACUGAGGCAAAUUCGGGGGCAGCCGUGGCUCUAUCGGCCAUCAAGCGUAAACAGGCCAAAAUGAAUAGUAUUGAGACGACAGCCACGGCUGCGGCGGCCGCAGCUGCAGCGGCUGCUGCUGCCGCCGCUUCUGCUCUGAGACCGGCAGUGGUAACACCCAAAGGCAAUGAUGGCAAAAUAUAUCCCACUCCUGAUGUAUCUCUCUAUCAAUAUGAUGAGACAUCGGGAUAUUAUUAUGACCCAACAACCGGUUUAUAUUAUGAUGCUCAUUCCCAAUAUUAUUACAACAAUGAAACGGGAGCCUAUUUGUAUUGGGAUCAGCGCAAGAGUACCUAUAUACUGGCCACCCCUGCAGCUGUAACAGCAUCUGUACAGGCUGCUGUUCAACAAACGGAACAAAGUGAAGCGUCUACCUCCAAUGCUGCCUCAACUGCAGCAACAACAACAACAUCAGGCACAAGCGAAGACAACGAAACCAAGAAAGAGAAAAAAGAAGGUGGCGGCCAUGGUAAUAAACAUGACAAAGUGAAAGUGGCCAAAAAGAUUGUUAAGGAUAUGGAAAAAUGGGCAAAGCAAUUAAAUCAAAAGAAAGAUUAUGUACCAAUUGCCCCACCACAAUCUGCACAAACAUCCAGUGAGGCGAUGCGAACAUCAUCGGCAGGUGGUGGAGGUGGUGGUUAUGCAGAUGUGGGUUUCUCCAUCCUUGAAAAGAAGGCUAGCAAUAAGUUAUCACCCAAUUUUAUGUCGCCCAUGACAUUGAGUGCUCCAAAUAAACUAAUACCAGCAUAUGGUUCAGAUUCGGAUGAAGAUGUACCGCCCGCAGCAGCAGCUCUGUCACAUAAGGCUGCGGCGCAUUCGCCAGGAGAGGCAAGUGAAAAGGAUUAUGUGGAUUUCCAGAAACUCACCUGUUUGCUUUGUAAGAGAGCAUUCCAGUCGUUGGAAAUUCUGCAGAAACAUUUGAAAAUGUCAAAUUUGCAUAAAGAGAAUUUGGCAAAAUUAAACGCCGCGAGGGGAGGUGGCGGUGGCCCGGGAAGUUCUAUGCACAUGGAAAGUGACAAAGAUUCCCUGGCAGCAGCUCUAUCCUAUCGCGAUCGAGCCAAAGAAAGAAGACAAAAAUACGGCGAAUACGAUCCGCCACCACCCAACCCCAGUCGUGAAUUCUUCGAAAAGGAAAUUAAAAGUUUGAACUCACGUAAAUCGGAAGCGGCACCGGUUAUGCCAAUCGGUUCCAACAAUGUAGGCAAUCGUCUACUACAGAAAAUGGGUUGGUCCGAGGGUCAGGGUUUGGGACGUAAAAAUCAGGGACGAACAAAUAUUAUUGAGGCCAGCACCCGCAAUUCAACAGCCGGUUUGGGCAUUCAUUCCGGUGCCGGGCCCAAUGACGACUAUAAGACAUAUAUAAAGAAAAUGAUGAAAUCACGUUAUGAAUCUGUAUGAACCUAACU
Molecule: messenger RNA, 2555 nt
Organism: Musca vetustissima
Lineage: Eukaryota; Metazoa; Arthropoda; Insecta; Diptera; Muscidae
Product: RNA-binding protein 5-like
Exons: 9
Coding region: 58-2547 (829 amino acids)
Biological process (GO): mRNA splicing, via spliceosome
Cellular component (GO): nucleus
Molecular function (GO): RNA binding
Source: RefSeq, a predicted model, not a curated record